CUGUUUCUUUGCAUCAUCCUAUUUUGGUUAAAUCUUUAUGUUGCAGUUUGUAAAUUUUAAAAUGUUUCUUUUAUAGCCAUUUAAUAAUAUAUGUUCUUGCCUUUCUUUUUUAACCCCCCCCCCUACUCUCUUCACUUGGAGCUAUUUUAGUUCCCUUGAACCUUUCUUUGAUCUUCUGUUAUUUUUAUUUUUCAGGGCAUUAUUGUUUAUACCUCUCUGUAGAAUGGGGGGUUGGGGACCUUUUCCAGUCAAGGACCACAUUGUUCUCUGGCCAACCCUCCAAGGGCAAAGUGGGUAGGACUAAAAUCCAAAUACGUAGGACCAAGUGACCUAGAACCCAAUGAUUUCUCCAUUUCUCUCCUGAGCAUCAGUCUUAUGACCCCACCUUUUCUGAAUUGCUUACAAGCUUCUCUUAAACAUUAAAAACUCUUUCCUUGUUUACCAGGAAAGUGCAGUAACAUCUCUCUCAAUCCUAGAACUGUGCCAGGAAUUCAGAAUUUUUUAAAAAGUGUUUCAGUUCUUCCAAACGGUCAAUAUCUAAAAUUUAACUGGUUAACCUCACUGCCUACUUGAUAUCAAAGAACAUAUCCAAUUUAUAUCUCGUUAAUGAAGAAGCUGACCACAUUCAAUAACCUGAUAUGAAAAGGAAAAUAUUAAAUUUAGGUAUUAAGAUAUAAAGGAAGUUUCUAGAUUACACUUACUUUUUAACCAGAUUAAUUUAUGAAUUAAUGCUAUGUUUCUGUAAUCAAUUUAAGCUUCUGCAUGUUACUAGCAGUGCUUGGAAAGUUCUACUUUAUCCUGUCCAAAAAGGGAUUAGUUCUAGUUCCAGUUUGUCCCUUUACAAAAUGAAUUUCUCCAGUUCAAGUCCCAAUUCGGUCUCAACAUAAGUUUUCAGCAUUCAUGAUGUCACAAGCUGCUGUUCUUAAGUAAAAGGUUCAAAAGUAUAUCACACAGGUAAUAAGUUGCCUGAUAGACAGAAUGCCGAAGAGUGAAGCUUUAUCAAUAACUGUAUUUCCAUAAAAGAAAAGGCUUGCCCUAAUCAAUAUUUGCAAGAUAGACAUAUACUAAAGGUGCUAGCCAUCAUUUGCUUUAUUCCCACGGCUAUACCUCUCACUGCAGGCUGUUCCUGUUGAAAGAAAGCAAAGAUACAGAGAAUGUCUCCGAUUCCUUCCUUUUGAUUACCUUAGCAAUAGUGAUUAUGUAACAAAGUGACCUUAGCAAUUGCAGCACCUCCAUAUUUGCCUAAUAAACCCUAGAACAUUCCCUUAACAUUUUGCUUUCUAAAUAUAUUUAUAGAUGACCAAGUUGCUGACUUCUUUAAAAGAAACACACAAAAAACAAAGCUAGCAGACUGAGACUCAGGACUUUAAGCAGUUCUUCUCCAACUCCAGACACCUUGUUAAUGACACAAACAAGGGUGUGAAAAUCUCACCCAAAUCACCCAUGAACACAUCAGAAUUUGUGCUUCAUGCAGAGCCAACAUACAGCUCUAGUGGUUAGUCAUUCUCUCUUAAUUUUUUAAGUAGUUUUUUGGGGGGUAGUGUUCCAGUCUCAUAUACCUCUAGCAUGUUUGAAUCUAGAUAGCACAUGCUAGAGUAAGCUGUCCUGCCAAGGUUUGCCUACAUCAUCACUGCUCACCUUGAGAGGAAAUGGGUCAAUAAGCCUUUGUUGUAAGGAGGUCAUUCUACCCUCAUGGUUUUAACCAGCCUUUUUUGUUUCAUACCAGAACAGAGGCUCAAACUAGUGUGUGUUUUCUACCAAUAUUUAGAAAUAUUUAGAAACUUUUACCUUUUAUAGCUAAGCAAUGUUUUAACUGAUUGUGCAUCUUUUCUGGCUGCUGUAUGGAAAAACACAUGAAUCUGACCUCUGAAGAGUUUUGCUAGUAAACCAUGUUAUGACUUGCAAAACAUGGUUGAUAUACUAGGGAAAUGGGAUACAGUGAAAAGAACUUUGAAAAUUGGACAUUUGGGGACUUACUCGAAGGGCACAUUUUAAGGUUUUCCUUAAAUUUCCAUGUUUUUCUCUGCUGCUGCUUGUGUGAUGUUAAAUCUCUGCUGAGGUUCUCUCACCAAACAGUGCUUGCCUAAAACUGGGGUCUUGGCUUCUAGGAUUCCAACAUUUUUAAAGGAUGUUUAGCUGUUUCUGAAAAGUAGAUGUGGUACAGGCAUUCUCCUGGGCAACCUCCCCCAGAAUGCUUUACUCUGCAAAAGGACCCGACCCCUUCUGAGAGCAAAAUAAAGUACAGUGGUACCUCGCUAGACGAAAUUAAUUCAUUCCACGAGUCGUUUUGUGUUGCGAUAAUUUCGUCUUGCAAAGUGCGAUUUCCCAUAGGAAUGCACUGAAAUUCAAUCAAUGCAUUCCUGGGGGGGGGAUGCAAAAAAAGGCACCGACUCACCCACCAUGGCCGCUCCAGAAGUUUUUAAGGCUCUGGGGAGGGGAAAGCAGGAGGAGGGCCAGGGAGAGGCUCCCUCCCUCCUUCCCCAGAAGCAGCUCGCAGACUGGACGUGGGCGGAUGGAGCAAUCCUGGGCCGGCCCGAAGGUGAGGAGAAAGCGUGUGGCGGCACUGAGGGGGCCAAUUCUGGGCCAGCAACGGCAGCGGGCGGUAGCGGAUCCCCAAGGGCGAGCGCGGCAUGGCAGCGAGGGCAAGGGACUUUACUGUAAUGCGUCCCUAUUCGUCCUGCGAAGCACAGCCAUAUAAAACUUCGUUUUGCAAGACGCCUCGCACAAUGCAAAACGCUGUCGUCUUGCGAGUUUUUCGUUGCGCGAGGCAUUCAUCUUGCGGGGUACCACUGUAGAAGUAGAAGCCUUUAGCUUCCUAUACGAUGAACCUGGGGUCACUUUGACACCUGCCCCAUGACAAUUUAAAAUUCAAUUGAAAGCUCUCCCAAGGCAAUGGUGGUAACCCAUGGAGGCUCAUUCUGACCAUUACCAAUGGCUCCCAGGUGGUCUUUUUGAAGAAUCAGUGCUAUGAUGUGUUUAGAACAGCACACUGCAGCAUAAUGCCCCCUUUUCUGAUAAUGUCUGACUGUCUUCUCGCUGUAGGGUGACUUUCCACACUAAGGGCAGUCUUUGGGUUACCUGCUGUAUUCCUUCCCUUUGCUCCCUUUGCCAGGUUAACAUCACAUGAGUUAGUUUGUAGUGUCUAGGCUGCAUCCUCCUGCUGACUCCCAAGAUUUCUUUCUUUGACCACCCUGCUUGUGAGAGUGGAAUUAGACUGGCUCAAAAAUUACUUUGCAAUGAGGUAAAAAGUGCUUCCCUAGCUCUUCUUUGUCUGUUUUAAAGCUGUUUCAUCUGAACUUUUGUGAGUCUUCUUGAGAGGAUUAUAUUCCCUAUUGCUUGCUCCAUAGUGCACAAAAGAGUGUUUACUUGUUGUUCCUGUGGCCAGAUGUCUGGAAGAACCUUUGGAAUCUGCUUAUCUAAAGUGGCCAGCCUUCAGGGUGCUGGAAAUCAAAUUAUCCGUGCAAUGUGGAAAUCAACCAGGGAUGGAGUAGCCCUGUUCAAUGGGGUCAUAGAUGGCUUGGACUCACCUUUAUGGGUCAUUGUAGGACUCUCUUAGUUCCAGGUCUCUCCUCUCCCUCUGUUUUCUUUCCUCCUUUUCUGGAGUGAUACCAUGUCUGUAGCUGCACCAACAGAGCCUUCCUUCAGGUACUCUCUGUUUCAAGGCCUCUCUUUUGCCUGUUAUUUGGAGAGAUAAACACUGUGGCUGCAGUAGCUGGGCCUCCUAGUAUUCACUGAGUGUUAACCUGUGACUACCUUUCAGGGGACUGCAGGGAACAUAAAAAGUCUCCAUUCUGACACCAUGUGGGAUUAACAGGGCACCAGGUAAAGCAUGACUAACUUAAUUUUCCUGCUUCAGACCCCUAACCUCCUUUGCACGGUGCCACCCAGGUAUACAGCUAACACCACCAUAUCUAUUGGGACUGGUAGAGCAGAAGGCAGGGAGACCAACAGUAGGUGGAGCCAGAACUAAUGAUAGCAAGAUCCAAACUCCAUUCUGAGGUCUGCAAGGGCAACACUGAAACUAAGUGGGGAGAACCUGAGGAGCAAUGCCACCUCCAGAACUGGUAGUACAGUGGUACCUCAGUUUACAAACACAAUUGGUUCCAGAAGUCUGUACAUAACCUGAAGCUUACUUAACCUGAAGCGAACUUUCCCAUUGAAAGUAAUGGAAAGUGGAUUAAUCCGUUCCAGAUGGUCCAUGGAGUACUUAAACGGAAGCGUACUUAACCUGAAGCAAACUUUCCCAUUGAAAGUAAUGGAAAGUGGAUUAAUCCGUUCCAGACGGGUCUGCAGAGUACUUAAACUGAAAAUACUCAAACCGAGGCGUACUUAAACCAAGGUAUGACUGUAUGUAAGCAUCAAGACAGAGGUGGAUGGGGCAGUACCCCAUUUGCCUUAACAUGCCAGCCUCCAUUAUUGGCAAUUGUUUGUAUUUUUCACAUAUUGUCUCAUUAAUGUGUGAAAUGUAUCCAGAGGUUAGUUUACAUUAUCUGGCUUUAGUUGAGUGAUGGCCUGAACUGUGUGCAAAAUUCCAUGUUCAUAUAAUGAAUUUGUAUAUACAUUCCAUACCUUCCAGUUAAUAUUGGGUCAAUGUUAUUUAUGCACCUUCACUAGACAGGCUCACAUUAACUGCAAACCCCAAGAUCUGAAUCCAUAUCUUUCUCUGUAAGGAACUUUGUAUGGAGAUUAAUAGUAAAGGGUGGGGACCAGUUAACUGACAAAGAUUGCAGUUAUAUGUAUUUCAAACACAAGAUGGUGCCAUUGCACAGCACAUGUUCUUAGAGAAAAGAUUGUUUGGAAAGCAUAGACAAGGGCAAAACAAUCUGGAAGCAAAAGGGAUACAGCUCUUCAUUGCAACAAAAAUCAGGAGGAGGGAGACAGUGGUAUGCAUUUUCAGGAAUAAAUACAGCAAAGGGAUACAGCUAAGUACAACAACAUAUUUUUCUGUUCUUCAAUCUGUCUUGAGUGAAUCUGGAACAAUGGAAAUGAAUAACAGGAACAGGCAAGUGACAUUUUUCUUUCUGUCUCUCUGCAUGUAUGGGGCAAUAUGCAAUUCCAUCCAAUAUUCAGUGCCAGAGGAAAGGAAAGCAGGGUCCCUGGUGGCUAAUGUGCUGAAAGAUUUGAAAGUGGAUGCAAAGAACCUUUCUGAUCGGAGAGCCCGGCUGGUUUCUAAGAGCACCAAUCAGUAUUUCCAGCUGGAUCCUCAUUCUGGCAACAUGAUAUUAAAGGAAAAAAUAGAUCGAGAGGCUCUCUGUGGUCAGAAUGACCAUUGUGUUCUGCUCUCUGAAAUUGUUCUAGAAGAUCCAUUGAAGCUAUAUAGAAUUGAAGUUCAAAUAGAGGAUGUGAAUGAUAAUUCCCCCAAAUUCUCUAAAGAUCAAUUUAUUUUUGAAAUACCUGAGCAAACUCACAUAAAUACUGUAUUCCCUUUGGAGAGAGCUCAAGAUUCAGACAAAGGAGAAAAUACUGUUCAGAAUUACACACUUAGUCCUAAUAAAUAUUUUAGGCUGGAUGUGCAAAGUCACAGUGAUGGUACUAAAUAUGCAGACCUAGUAUUGGAGAAACCAUUAGACCGUGAGGUGGAAGCACAGGUUUUCCUAAUCCUUUCAGCUGUUGAUGGAGGAAUACCCCGCAAAACUGGAACAGCACAAAUCAUCAUAGACGUUCUGGACAUCAAUGAUAAUGCUCCUCUAUUUAAUAAAUCCAUGUACCAUGAAAAACUGAUGGAAAACAGCCCAUUGGAAACAUUAGUCACAAGAGUUGAAGCCAGAGACAAGGAUAUUGGUUCCAAUGCUGACAUCACUUACUCAUUCAGCCAAGUGCCAGAAAAUGUGCAGAGAUCAUUCAGGUUAAAUAAAAAUACUGGGGAACUUACUAUCUCAGGUAUAAUUGAUUAUGAAGAAAACACAAAUUAUGAGAUGAAGAUCAGAGCCACAGAUGGAGGGGGCCUUUCUGCUUACUGUAAAGUCAUUGUAGAGAUUGAGGAUGAGAACGACAAUGCUCCAGAGAUAUCAAUUGCAUCCAUCACCAGUCCCUUACCUGAGGAUUCUCCCCCAGACACAGUGGUGGCCCUCUUUAGUGUCACAGACGUGGACUCUGGAGAAAGUGGCAGAACUGCCUGCACCACUGAAGUAAACCUGCCAUUUGUGCUCAAACCCACAGAGAACAACUAUUACCAGCUGGUGACCCAACAGCCACUGGACAGAGAAAAAGUCAGUGAAUAUAACAUUACUAUCACAGCCACAGACCAAGGCUCUCCCAGACUCACUUCCACAAGAAUACUUCAUGUUCAAAUCUCAGAUGUCAAUGACAACCCUCCAGUGUUUGAAAAGCCAUUCUAUGAAAUGCAGUUAAGAGAAAACAAUAUUCCUGGUCUUCUGAUCAAUUCGGUCCAUGCUGUUGAUCUGGACACAGCGCAGAAUGCCAAAGUGACCUACUCGCUUUUGCCUGGGAAGGUCAAUGAUGGCCCCACAUCCGCUUACAUCUCCAUCAACUCUGAAACGGGGAACCUGUAUGCCAUUCGGUCUCUGGAUUAUGAGGAAGUAAAAGAUUUCCAUGUGACAGUGAGAGCUGUGGAUUCAGGUUCCCCUCCACUGAGCUCAGAAGUUACAAUCUGUGUUCAGGUUGUGGAUGAAAACGACAAUGCCCCCUUCAUCCUCUACCCUCUCCAGAAUGGCACUUCCCCCUCGAAUGACCUGGUUCCCCGAGGGGCAGAGACUGGCUACCUGGUCACCAAGGUGGUGGCUGUGGACAGGGAUUCUGCUCAGAACUCUUGGCUUUCCUAUCAGCUGCUGAAGGCCACAGAACCGGGUCUGUUCACGGUGGGGGCCCAGAAUGGAGAAGUGACCACCCUGAGGCCAGUCAAUAACCGAGACAGCUUCAAGCAGAAUCUGAUUGUGGUUGUCCAAGACAACGGCCACCCUCCCCAGUCCACCUCUGCCACGCUCAGAAUCCUUCUAGUGGACGGCUUCUCUGACCCUUAUCUGAAAAGUGUGGCUCUCCCAAAGGAGGAAACAGCGGAGGAGGAAGACCCCAACCUGACUAUGUAUUUGAUCAUCUGCUUGGCUGCCAUCUCAAGUAUUUUUCUCAUUUCUGUAGUGGCAUUUGUUGUAAUCAAGUUGCAGAAACGUGAAAAGUUCAUAGCAACCUACAACUCUGCAGCCGAUUUCCCUGUGGGACCAGAUUCCCAGGAGAACCCUGCGAAUCCUGGUGCUGGAUCUCUAUCCCAGGCUUACAAUUACGAGGUGUGCUUAGCUGGUGGGUCUCUGAACAGCGAGUUCCGGUUUCUCAGGCCCCUAUUUCCUGUUUUCUCUGUGGAGCCUCCUAACACUCAGCAGAAUCCAAGGAGUUCCAAUGUAUCUGAGGAAGUCCCCAGACAUGCAGGUGAAAGUCAACAUGUGGUUCAGGUGAGAACACUGCUGGGAAUUCCCCCCCCCCCAUAAUUUUUAAGGAUGGGAUUCAACAAAGUGCUAAAUGGGGUGUGCUUGUGUGGAUUGAGGUUCACUCACACAAUGAAUGAAUGAAUAAAUCUUCAUUUGUGUCAGCCAUCGGCCAUAGCAAUAAAACACCAAUGCAAUACAGUGGUACUUGGGGUUACGAACACCUCGGGUUACAAACACUUCGGGUUACAAACUCCACUAACCUGGACGUAGUACCUCAGUUUGCAAACUUUGCCCCAGGAUGAGAACAAAAUUUGGGCACCGGCAGCAUUGCUGCAGCAGGAACCCCCAUUAGCAAAAGCGCACCUCAGGUUAAGAACAAUCCAGAACAAAUUAAGUUUGUAACCCAAGGUACCACUGUAUACAAAGAAUAGAAAUGAAAUAUCAAUUAUAUAAAAUACAUUUUAGGGUUUUGAAUCAAUAGUCAAAACACUCACACAAUAUACUUCCCUCCUUUUGUUGUACUGCACAUUCCCCAAACGUUCAGACCAGAUUUAAUAUUACAUAUAUGGGAAAGACAAAACCAGUUAACAUGCCAUUUGUGAAAAUGGAUUGCAGUAUUUCAUUGCAGAUUCUUCAAUUAUAUUGCCUUUCCAUUGACUACCAAACUUCAUUAAUCACAUUGACCAGAAAUUCAUUCUUUCCACUUCUGAAAAUAACUCUGGGUUAGGGUAUUUUACCUAAGGGAAGCCUUUCUGAAAUGAGAGAAUGCUUUAAGUUGGAGGUUUGAUUUGCAAAUCAAUUGGGCUUUUGCUAUAUAUGGCUUAAAUAGGGUAGUAAAUUGAGAAUCCAAUAUAUUCAUUACUACAUAGUAAAUAUUAUUUCAGAGAAAUGUAAGACAGAUUGUGAAUUAAUGAAACUGGAAUGCAUUAUUGGUAGUGAGACAUUUUUUUAAUGAAUAUAUUCUGAAUGCUCUGUGUAAAUUAUGUUCUUUCUAAAGGGGAGGAGAAUAUACGGUGAAGGGAAGAAUGAUAAUUAUGGGGAGUUAUUGAAGGUAUGUCAUUCCUUGGUGUGAAUAUGGGGAUUAGAACAAUACUAUAAAUCUUCUGGAAGGAAGUCCCAAUUUCCAACAGGAAUAGAAGACUAAAAUUGGCUGAACAGAAACUGGGUAAGAGAACCAUUUGGGAAACAAAAGAUCAUCAUCAUCAUUCUUUAUUCGACCGUCAGUCAGCAAAGGGAAACAAAAGAUAUAUAUUUUUAAAAAUGGUGAGAGUUAUGAAGCUAAAAACUAAUUAUUCAAGUAUGGUGUAAGACUCAUAAGAAUCAUGAAGACAAUUAUGAGGAGUCAUUUGUUUGGUGCUAAGGUGCGCAGUAACUAGAGCUGUAACUUCACAUCUUUCAUUCAGCCAUUUAAACUCAAUGAGCGAUACUGGAGAAAGUAGAGGCAUAUAAUGUAUAGAGAUAGAAUGAAAGUUGAAACUUCAUCUAGAUAAGACGGAAGUACUGUCGGCCAGGGAAUCAUAUGAUCCAAGAUCAUAAUUUGUUUGGGAUGGCUUUGUGCUCCUCUCUCUUAAGAACCAGAUGGGCUAUUUGGGAAGAAGCUCCUGGAUCUCCAGGUGGCAGUCUGAGCAGGAGAACCUCUUCAUUAACUCUGACCAGUGUGCCAGCUGUGCCCGUUCUGGCAACAGUAACCCACACCAAAGUAAUAUCCACAUUAGACUGCUAUAAUGUGAAUUAAGCUGAGUCUGUCUUUGCAGAGCACUUGAAGACUUCAGUUGGUCCACAGAAAGCUGCCUUAUACUAAGCCAGACCAUUGGUCCCUCUAGCCCAACAUUGCAAACACUUUUUAGGGUUUCAGGAAGGAAUCAUUCUCUGCCAUAGCGGUCAAAAUAUGGCUGAUAAUAUAUCAUUACGGUACUUGCAUGCCUUAAGGGUUGUGUCCUCUCAUGCAUAUUUGCCUGCACAUCUAGAUCAACUGCUAUGCUCCAUUUCCCUCCACCAUCUAAGCCAAACCUUGGCUUAGCUGUAGAUGAUUUUUUGUAGUGAUUGUUGGUAAGUAAUUGUGGCAAAAGGCUCUUAGCUGGUGUAUUUAUUUUGAGCUGGGCUGCUCUCCUGAUUUUGGAUUUUAUUCUUGUUUUAUUGAAAAUGCUGUGAGCUGCCUCGUAGAAAAGUAGGGUACAGAUUGUGUAAAACAAGCUAACAACUAUUUGUGUGGCUCUAAUGAAGGAAAGAAGGCUUGGAAAUGGAGGUUAUUAGCAAACAUAAAUGCUACAAAGCUGCUGCUGGACAAAAUGUAUAAUUGUUUUUGGUAUAAUGAGUUCCCUGUUAUGAUCUCAGGCAUUGUCUUGAGUUCGUUCAAGCUGAAAAGAAACUGGAUUGUCACCAAACUCAUAGUACUACCAUCCAUGGCACUACAACUUUGUUGUAUCACACAGUUCAUAUUUUGGGUUUUCAGAAAAUGUUUGCUAUGUUCCUGUCUGGUAAGCAUGGCAUUUCAUUACACUCUUCUUACUGCAGCUUAAUGCAUUGGCAGCAUUUAUCUAAUGAAAACCACACCAGCUUUCAGAAAAUUACAAUGCAUUUUUUAUGUCCUUUGCAGG
Messenger RNA from Zootoca vivipara (common lizard), 9976 nucleotides. Lineage: Eukaryota; Metazoa; Chordata; Lepidosauria; Squamata; Lacertidae. The record is from RefSeq and is a predicted model, not a curated record.